AAAGUUUUUGCAUCAAAACAACAUCUCCGAACAAAAUUUAGAGGUGCCCCUCGCUUCUACAGUGUGAGGCUUAAACCUCGCCCCUUCAAGUGAGCUUAUUGUCGAAUUGAUUUAUUUCUGCAGGUAUUCCGGACCGUCCAAUCUCCAAUCACGCGCAUUUGGAGAUUACUCCUUGCACCUGAGAACGGAACUUACUCCCAGUGUUUUUGUAUGGGCAAUUACCCUUUCUGCGGAGGUUUCCAUGGUGAAAUCUAGGGUUUAAGAGCGGAUCACUUACGAAGCUUUCCGGUACUCAACCAUGGCGUCUCUGUUACUGAAAUCCUUUAACAAAUUCCGGCAGUUUGUAAAGGUUCUCUCUAAGAAUUCAAUGUUUGAAAAAGACCCUAGACAACUCCAGUUUGAAGCUGAUAUGAAUCGCUUGUUUCUAUAUACAAGCUAUAAUAUAUUGGGGAAGAAUGCAGAUGCGAAGGACGCUGAGGAGAUCAUUGAAAUUGCAAGCAAGGCAUCAGUUGGUGAUCAGCAAAAGCAAGUCCAAGAAAAUGUUCAUGCCCAAAUCAAAUCAUUUUGUGCAUCAAUGGAUGAAAUUCUUCUACCCGAGUUGAACAAUUUUACUAAUGUGAACGAUUCCACUGCAAAACAACGGCUGUCUCCUAGUCGUCCAAGUGGUCUCAGUUUUGCCCUAGGCAGAACAUCCCCACCUGCUAAAGUACCUGUUGUUCCGACAACCCUCUGGCUACAGAUACAGGAAGUCUCAGAACUCCUCAAGGAAAAGAUCGGUUACACUCUCGAACUAAAACCCUCAGAAAUUCACCACGAAGAAGCAGGAACUGGCGUUUUUAUUAAGGGUGAGGCAGAGGUUGGUUCAGUUGUGGCCUUUUACCCAGGCAUCAUAUAUUCCCCCGAUUUUUACCGUUAUAUCCCUGGAUACCCUCGAAUUGAUGCAAAUAAUCCAUACCUAAUCUCACGCUAUGAUGGUACAGUCAUUGAUGCCCAACCAUGGGGCCCAGGUGGCGAGGCUCGGGAAUUUUGGGAUGGUUUUGCCUCUGCCAGAAUUGGACAGAACGCACCAGAAUCCAGUGGAAAUUCUGACCGGUUUUGGAGGAUUCUAAGCAAGCCAUUGGAGUUUGGUGGCCAGAAAUUUGGUGAGGUUUUAGAGAAGCGAAAUCCACUAGCUAGAGGUCACUAUGUGAAUCACCCAGCUAAGGAUUUCGAGCCUAAUGUGAUGGUUUGCCCUUAUGAUUUUCCAUUUGGGGAAAAUGGUAUGAGAGUUUAUAUACCAAACUUGGUUUUUGGUGGCGAAGAGGGAGAGAAUAAGAGAAAUAUGAGGAGAUAUGGAUCUUUUUGGCUAAGGAUGGGGAAGGCAGAGGAUGCUGAGGCAGGGGUUUUAUUGUUUAAAACACUGGUUUUGGUGUCCACAAGGAGGAUUUCUGAUGGGGAAGAGGUGCUUUUGAAUUAUAGGUUGAGUAAUGCGAAAAGGAGGCCGGCUUGGUAUCAACCAGUUGAUGAAGAGGAGGACAAGAGGAGAUGGGGGUAGCAAAAGCUGCUAAAAUUUUCUUAUCCUUUCCUCCUGGGAGAUUAUCAGAACAGUGCCUAGACCUACAUAAUUAGGCCGUUGAUGGAAAAAAUGAGGUGGGAGAUUGGAGUUGUCAAGAAAGUUAGUUUAUGAUGGCAAUGGGCCUUGGGUUGUUGCAUUUCGGCAAUUUUCUGAUGGGUUUUAAGUGACUGUUGUAUUUUUAGUUAACAUGGUUGUGUUGGUGGGAGGCUCUAUUUGUAGUUGAUUUAUUUGUUUAGUGAUCUUAGAUUAUAGCGGUGAGAAUCAACCCUUAAAAGGGGAGAUGGGUGAGCAAUAAGAGAAACUGGUAUUUUCUUUUGCAGCUC
This is a messenger RNA of Amborella trichopoda, 1878 nucleotides long. RefSeq lists its product as uncharacterized. The record is from RefSeq and is a predicted model, not a curated record. Lineage: Eukaryota; Viridiplantae; Streptophyta; Magnoliopsida; Amborellales; Amborellaceae.